AACUCCGUUGAUUUUCGAACAUGUGUCCUGUUUUAUCUUGUUUUUAUGUUAUGAUACAGGUCCCGUGUCAGAAUAUGAACGGUUUAGAAAUGUACCUUGAUUCUUGUUGUUGCCUCUGCCCUUGAAACAUCCUAGGAAACCUUGCUUGCUUGCCUGCGUGGAGAUGGAUAUUUUGUGAUAAAAUGUCUAAGUUGUUGAAGAUGGUGAGCAUUUAUUCAUUAGGUUGAAGGUAUUAUAAGAUCUCGAAAUCUUGGUCAUAUAAUCCCUUGUUUGAAUCUUGUUGUUGUCACGAGUUUCCUGUUUGCUUUCGAGGCUGUUAUUUUUCCUGUGUUAUUUCUUCCUUUUUGAGGCGGCUGUUGUUUCUCGUCACCUAGAGAGGUGCCGUUUUAAUCUCGCUUUUGCCAAAUUUAACCCCUUCAAGGUUUAAUCAUAGUGAUUAUCAGAUUAUGGUAUUCUAUAAUACCCCCUCCGUCCCAUGAUUUAUGGCUCAAAGCUUUUCGGCACAUGUAUUUAGGAGAGUUAAAGUGGUGGUAAAAGUAGUAGGGACCACAAGAUUAAGGUAUUUCUUUCAACUAUUUUAUUCCUUUAACACUUUUGCUUAAUAAAGUGCUUUAUACAAUAAAAUAAAUAAAAAUUCAGCCAAAAAAAUCAAAUAUGGGGAAUCGAGGCGUGGGGUUGCGAGUUAAAGUGGUGGUAAAAAUUCAGAUCUCACGCGGCGGUGGCUUUCCGACCGUGCUAUCGUCGAGAAUCGAGGCCAGGGGUUGCGAUUUGAAGGAUUUGGGGUUUGGGGAGAAUGGGCGGCCGCGCUAACCCAUCCCUUUUUUAGGCAUACAAAACAAUCCAAGCUAUGGCUUCAGCCGCCGCCACGAACCUGCCGCGAAUCUUAACGCCGGCGAGGCCAGCCCUUCAAUCUCAUCCACCUUUGUUCUGCAGCGCCACCAAGCCGCGGUGCCGCGCCGCCACACCUUCGAGGUGAAGAGCCGCCGAUCUACUGCGACGCCACACCCUCCACCCUUCAUCUUGGAGGUAGAACACGCGGAGGAGGCGGUGGCCGGCGACUGGUGGAGAGAGCAGAUGAAAUGAGAGGGAGAGAGGAGAGAGCGGCUGAGAAGAGAGAAUUGAUGGGGUGAAAAUCUGAGUAGAAUUUAGGGUUUUAUUCAACUAUUAAUUAAGUAAUUAAUCUACAUCUAAUUAUGGCCCAAAAAGGAAACGAGCCAAGUAACAUGGGACGGCUCAAAAAGAAAUACGAGCCAUGAAUAAUGGGACGGAGGGAGUACUUCUUUUGUUUUCGAAUAAAUGUUCUAUUAAAAAAAAACUUGUUACCCAAUUUUUAAGGUCCUAAAGAAAAAUGGUGCCAGAUUUUCUAUUUAACCCUUGUCCUUGGUGGAAAAAAAAUAUUGUUCGAUUUUUCAUGAAUAUUAAGGUAAAAAGAAAAAAUUUAUCCACUUUAUUGGAGUAUGAUUUUAGACGAGGGAUAUUUAUUCGGGAGAUGGGAGAUGGGAGAUGGAAGUCUCUAGCUCUUAUAGAUCUACAUUAAAUGAAUUGUUGUACUUCAUUUAUUGUUAGCACUUAGCAUAUAAUACUAAAAUUUAGAGACUAAAAUCAAAUUUCAAACUUCCAAUGAAGAUUUGAAAAUCAACCAUAAAAAGUGCAGCAAAGGAUACCUUUCCUGCUGAAGAGUAAAGAAAAAAAGAUAUGAUAGAAAGCAAGGAAUGGCUUCUCUUCCUUCAUCACAUCAAGGAAUCUCAUGUUCAUACAAAUUCACCUAAUCAGCAACAACUCUCCCUCCUCCAUUAUACAAGAUUGCAACCAAAUCCAGUAUCCAACAUGUCAGGAAGCAUCACUGAACAUCUGAGGGGGAGCACGGACCCCGAGGGCGACUACCACGAUGGCAACGGUGGGGCUUCCGAUCAAGAAGAAGACGAUGUAGACAACUCCAACUACAUAUAUGUCGUCAACACAAUCCUGAGCGGCACUGCCCGUCUCAACGUGCUGCUGCCCACGGCCACCAUCCUCGCCUUCUCCAUCUUCGCCCCAUUGCUGACCAACGAUGGGAAAUGCACCACCUCGGACCGGUGGCUGAUGGGCUGCUUCCUGGCCUUGUCGGGCACCUCGUGUGUGUUCUUCUCGCUCACGGACAGUUUCAGGACUAGCAGCGGCCGGCUCUACUAUGGGGUGGCCACGCUCCACAGCAUAAGGAACUUCGGUGGAGGGCGGGCUAGACCUCGCCUGCCACCGGAGUACAGGCUGCGGUGGAGCGACGUUUACCAUGCUUCACUUUCCUUGGUUGCCUUCCUUACCUUUGCCCUGCUGCACAAUGAUGUUCUAAGCUGCUAUCAGAUGGUUUUGGCAAGAAAAUUCAUCAAUACUUUUCCACUGGUGGUUGGGUUUGUGAUCAGCCUGCUGUUUGUGUUGUUUCCUUCAAAGAGGAGAGGAAUUGGGUAUCCUUUCCUGCUGCAGAUUGAUGCCUUCCACAGCAGAAAAUGAAUCAUCAUAAUCACACACGCUUCUACUUCCCAUGAGCAAAUCUGAAAAACCUAAUCCAAAUGAACCAAAAUUGGCGCUUCGGUUUUCGGUUUCAAAACCGAAUUUGUUUCGGUUUCAAGAUAAAUAGAACGGUUUAAAAAUCGAAAUGAUAUUUGCGCUUCGGUUUUCGGUUUAAAAUCGAAAUGAUAUUCUGCUCGAUUUGAAUUUCACACUAUUUCGAAUUCGAUUUGGUUAUUUCGGAUUCGGUUCGGUUAUUUUAAAUUCGACUCGAUUAUUCUUUUCAGAAAGAAAA
Salvia miltiorrhiza (redroot sage) is the source of this 2779-nucleotide messenger RNA. RefSeq names its product protein DMP7-like. The record is from RefSeq and is a predicted model, not a curated record. Bases 1696 to 2487 code for a protein of 263 amino acids. Lineage: Eukaryota; Viridiplantae; Streptophyta; Magnoliopsida; Lamiales; Lamiaceae. Gene Ontology annotation, biological process: endomembrane system organization. The transcript has a single exon.